AUGUCGACCGCCUCGCCCAAUCCGCCCGCCGACAUCGACCUUGACGCGCUUAUCCAGAGCCUGCCGGCGUGCAAGCGCUGUCGCGAUUGCCGCCGCGGCUGCGACACGCUGCUCCCCAAGUGCAGGCAAUGCACCAAGGCCGGCGUCGAGUGCAUGUUCUACGACCACGGCCGCAAUGAGUUUCUUCCUCGAAGUUACAUCGCGGAGCUAGUCGAUCACGUGCGCAGAAUCUCUGCGCGCAACAACCCCUCGCCCGCCGAUUCGGGCGGGACGCCCCAGGAGUCGAACGCCGCCGCGACUAUCAAGACGGAAUCCGUCAUCUCCGAUGUCCAGCAUCACUAUGAGCACCACUUCGCGUAUGCAGGCGACAGCUACCGCUACCUAGGCGCCGAGUCUUGCCUAGUCAAAUCCCCCAGGCUCCAAACUGCCACAAUUCAGCCCCCUCUUGGUGAAGACGACGACGACUGGCAGCUGUCUUGGAAGCAAACUCCAGCGAAGAACUAUGAGCUGGUGGAUGUCUAUCUCAAUAUCAUCCAGCCACUGUAUCCCAUUCUGGACCUAUCCGCUCGCUAUCUCGCGCCAGAGCCACCGCCAGAUCUCACCGACACGGAGCUCUUCAACCUCAACAUGGCCUGCUCCAUUGCUUGCCAUGUCAUGCCGAGCACGCAUCGGCGAAGACAUCCGCACCAUCUGUGGAAUGCUACUGGUCGGCUAUCGUACCAUCAGGGCAACUCUCUCAAGUAUCGGAACAUCGCGAUAACGUAUUUUGCGCAAGCUAUGGACCGCCUUGAGGCUUCCACCAUGGAGCCCACAAUAGACACGCUGAGGGCCGUGCUGCUGCUCGCCAUCAACAGCCUGUUCGAUCCCAAAUCGGGAAAUAUCGGCCAGCAAGUAGCUCUGGCAACGAGACUCGCAUUGGCCUUGGAGCGUGCAGAGCUAGGGCCCAAAGACACGGAAAUACUUCGAUACAUGCACUCGACUAUUUUCAGCUUGGAGAACGAGCUUGCAUCCACGCUAGACCGCCCUGCGACGUUCCCUGAGCCUGAAUGGGAACUUUGCUUCGACAAAGCGAGGCCUGCUGACUAUCUCUGUUCGCUCUUCCGUCUCCAGCAUCGUUUCCGCAAGGGCGACCACGCCGCCAAGCAAGCCGUCAAGAAGCUCCUGCCGCUUCUCGACGAAAAGAGUGAGCUGCUCCCGGGCUUACGCACCGCCCUCCAUCAGACCCAUCUGCUUUUGAAUCCGUGCUGGGGCAGCGCGUGGUAUGUUCUUGAAGCUGUCGUCAGCCCCGACAGCGUUCACAUCUUCUUGACGCCGCACUGGGUGUAUCGCGCAGGCACAGUCCUCAUCCAGAACAUGUCAGCCAUCCUUGGCGGCAAUCUCAUUCAAUUAUACUCAAACGCCCUCCUUGUUCUUGAACUCUCUUCCUGGAAAUGGCCCAGCUCAGCGUCCCUCUCAGCCUCUCUCGCCGACCUCAUGCAGCACAUGAAGAUGAAAUACCGGCCCGAAUGGGAGGGCACUUUGACUCAUUACGACGUAAGGAUAUGA
Molecule: messenger RNA, 1545 nt
Organism: Trematosphaeria pertusa
Lineage: Eukaryota; Fungi; Ascomycota; Dothideomycetes; Pleosporales; Trematosphaeriaceae
Exons: 4
Coding region: 1-1545 (514 amino acids)
Biological process (GO): positive regulation of transcription by RNA polymerase II
Molecular function (GO): DNA-binding transcription factor activity, RNA polymerase II-specific; sequence-specific DNA binding; zinc ion binding
Source: RefSeq, a predicted model, not a curated record